Molecule: messenger RNA, 2165 nt
Organism: Zerene cesonia (dogface butterfly)
Lineage: Eukaryota; Metazoa; Arthropoda; Insecta; Lepidoptera; Pieridae
Gene: DNApol-epsilon58
Product: DNA polymerase epsilon subunit 2
Exons: 1
Coding region: 493-2067 (524 amino acids)
Biological process (GO): DNA-templated DNA replication; error-prone translesion synthesis
Cellular component (GO): epsilon DNA polymerase complex
Molecular function (GO): DNA binding
Source: RefSeq, a predicted model, not a curated record
UAGCGAAAAAUAGCUGGUACUUGACGAAGCGCUUACAACGUGUUAUGAGUGUAUAUGAAUCGUCUAUGGCGUUGUGGCAACAAAGAACCAUGAUGAUGCGUAUGUAUAUGCUGGUACUGGUACUACUUUACAACCUUACAGAGAUAAAUUAAGUAACAGAAACUAUGUAUAUCAAAUAAUAUUCAGUAAGAAAACAAUGAAACGUCUUGUAUUUAUUUUAAAUGAAUUACUAGGUUUUUUAAAGCACUCUUUUGAAGAAAAUUUAAGAAUUUUUUGAUGUCAGUACUCACUUAUCACUACUCAGUUACUGUCAAAUCAUAAAUGUCACUAGCGUCAGAGAAGGCGGGAAAUGGGAAUAGCUGACUUAUUUUUUUUAGAAAGUUGGAAUUAUAUUUUAAUAUUUUGUAAACAAGUCAUUCAUUUUUUAAAUAAAAGUAUAAAUUCUGUACAUUCGUUUUUAAUAUGUGUUUAAUAUAAUACUCUCUUAUUUAAAUGGCUGAAUUAAAGGAAAUACGUUUGGAAAUAAACAAUGCGUUUAAACUCAGUGGUUUUACAAUACGUAGAGAAGCAAGUGGCUUUCUUGCCGAGCAAUUAUGUGGACUAUCAAAUACUGAGAGAUUAAGAAUUAUUGAUAAAAUAACUGCACAUCUAUUACACCAAUGUCUUUCACAACCAGUAUUAGAGAAAGAGCAUAUAGAAGUGGCGUUUAGAGAAUGUUCAUCAUCCGGUUUAGAAGAAACUGAAACAGUUCUGAACAUAAUUGACGUAUUUAAUGUUCCUAAAAUUUCAUAUGACAAUGAAAGAAAGAAAUUUAUCAAAGAUAUUACGAAUAAUAAUUUGUAUGCAGAACCUAAAUGGAAAGCCCAGUUUUUAAUAGACAGAUACACAAUAAUUUGGCAGAGAACUAUAAGAAAUAAGUUGUUUGCUAAAGACUCCCUGCCCUCAAUGGAAAGUGAGAAUCGAUUUCAACUUCGUAAAGUUGAGGUUUUGCUCAGUUCUUCAAGUAAAGUUGAUGAUGUUAUUGUGCUUGGACUUCUUACACAGUUGACAGAAGGAAAAUAUUAUCUGGAAGACCCUACCGGUAGUGUACUUUUAGAUAUGACACAGACAAGGUACCAUUCUGGUCUAUUCACAGAAAAUAGUUUUGUUUUAGCAGAAGGAUAUUAUGAUGACAAAGUUUUACAUGUGAUGGGCCUUGUAAUGCCUCCAUCAGAAAGCAGGGCAACUUCAAUGCCAUAUUUUGGUAACUUAAACACAUUUGGGGGUAAAUCAAAGUCAUUAUUGAAAAACUCGCAGAACUUACUUAAAAUUGAACAGGAAAAUGAAGAUGGUAUGAUUAUAUUCUUAUCAGAUGUCUGGUUUGAUAAUUUAAAGGUUAUUUCUAAAUUGAAAGCACUGUUUUCCGGUUUUAAUGACUUUCCACCAAUAGCGAUAGUGUUUAUGGGUGAGUUUUUAUCUUGCCCCUAUGGCUAUGAGCACAGCACACAACUAAAGGCAGCUUUAAUAAAUUUAGCUGAUGUGAUAUAUCCAUUCACAAAAUUAAGAGAAUCAUGCAAAUUCAUAUUUGUGCCUGGCAGAAGUGAUCCAGUUGCACCAAAUAUUCUACCAAGACCAGCAAUACCAAACUCUGUUACUAAAGAAAUUUGUGAUAAAUUAGGCAAUUCAGUUAUAUUCACAACAAAUCCAUGUAGAAUACAGUAUUGUACACAGGAAAUAGUUGUUCUAAGACAGGAUUUAGUUACAAAGAUGUGUCGUAAUGCAAUACACUUUCCGGAAACAGGUGAUAUACCAGAUCAUUUAACUAAGACAUUACUGAGUCAAUGUACUCUAUCACCAUUGUCUCUUGGUGUACAGCCAGUAUUCUGGAAACAUGCCGAUGCAUUACGCUUAUAUCCAAUGCCUGAUCUUAUUGUUAUUGGUGAUAACUUCCAGCCUUAUACAAGAGCUUAUCAGAAUUGUCAAGUUGUGAAUCCUGGAUCAUUUCCUCGUACAGAAUAUUCUUUUAAAGUGUAUGUGCCUGCAUCUAGGACAGUUGAAGAUUCACAAAUACCUAAUGAUGAUAGUUAAUAUAGUGAUCUUAAUGUUAUAUGUAUGUGAAGUCUGUGCCUUGUAUAUUUGUUGAAAUGUUAUUAAUUCAAUGUAUAUUUUUAAUCAGAAUUAUAAAC